Setaria italica (foxtail millet) is the source of this 2415-nucleotide messenger RNA. Its product is annotated as putative pentatricopeptide repeat-containing protein At1g53330. Gene Ontology annotation, molecular function: protein binding. The record is from RefSeq and is a predicted model, not a curated record. Lineage: Eukaryota; Viridiplantae; Streptophyta; Magnoliopsida; Poales; Poaceae. The transcript has 2 exons. Bases 97 to 1494 code for a protein of 465 amino acids.
AUCGAAAUCAGAUGGGCCUUUACUUGAACAUCCCGUAUAUGGGCCAGGGCCUUUACGUCCACUGACCCCGUACGUGUUCCCCGCCAGAACGCCGCAAUGUCGCAGGCCGCCAUGGCGGGGAAGAAGUUCUCGUCCUACCACCUCGCCGCCGCCCUCCGCCGCGAGCGGGAUCCCAGCGCCGCGCUGCGCCUCUUCCUCAACCCCACUACCUCCACCACGUCGUCCUCCGCACCGUUUCGCUACUCCCUCCUCUGCUACGACCUCAUCAUCUCCAAGCUCGCCGCCGCGCGCCUCUUCCCGGCCAUGGAGUCCAUCCUCUCCCGCCUCGCCUCCUCCUCGGACCUCCGUCCCCCAGAGCAGCUCCUCGGCCGCGUCAUCUCCGCCUACGGCCGCGCCGGUCUCCCCGCCGCGGCGCGCCGCGCCUUCGCUCACCCGGCCUUCCCCGAGCCCCGCACGGCCCGGGCGUUUAACACCCUCCUCAACGCCCUGCUUGCCUGCCGCGCCCCCCUCCGCGACCUCCUUGCGGUAUGCCACGACACCAGGAUCCCGCCCGACGCGGCCACCUAUAACAUCCUGAUGCGGGCUGCUGCUGCGUCGGGCUCCGUCGAGCACGCGCGCCACCUGUUCGAUGAAAUGCUGAGCCGGAGCAUCGCGCCGACCAUCGUCACGUUCGGCACGUUUGUGACCGCUCUGUGCAACGCGGGUCAGCUGGAAGACGCGUUCGAGGUGAAGGAGGUGAUGGUCAAGCAGUACAACUUGCCGCCGAAUGCUUAUGUGUACACGAGUCUGAUGAAGGGGCUCUGCGAGAAAGGGGAAGUGGAUGCCGCAGUCAGGCUCAAGGAAGAGAUGGCGGGGAAUGCAGAACCUGUGCUGGAUUCAGCUGUAUAUGCGACACUUUUACGGGCAUUUUUUCGGGUAGGGCGGAAAGGUGAGGUAGUUGGAUUGCUGGAGGAGAUGAAGGGGAGGGGGAUUGUGCCUGGUAGGGUAGUGUACAAUGCGUUGAUUGCAGGCUUCUGCGAGGAUGAGAGGGAUCCAAGUGCUGCAUUUGCAGUGCUUGAUGACAUGCAGAAGAAUGUGUGCAAGCCAGAUGUGGUGACCUAUGAUACACUGGUUGCAGGUCUGUGCAAGUUGGGGCGGUGGCAGGAUGCUGCUGAAUUGGUUGAGGAUAUGCCAAGGCGGGGGUGCCCUCCACAUUUGGUGACCUACAGAAUGCUCUUCGAUGGGAUGUGUGCUGCUGGGGAGUUUCUUGAGGCAGAUCAGAUUUUGAAUGAGAUGGUUUUCAGGGGUUUUGCACCAAGCAAGGAUGGUGUGAGGAAGUUUGUUCAGGGUAUUGAGAGCCAAGGAGAUGUGGCAUUGCUGGAGUCAGUGUUGUGCCGGCUGGCGAAGGUGAAUGCUUUGGAGCCAAGUGGAUGGGAGAAAGCUGUAAGUGGUCUGUUGAAUGAUCCCACAAAGUUGAGGCUAGAGAAGCAGCUAGAUUCUUUAAGAAUUGCUUGAUUAGACAUCACAGUGGAUUUGAUCAAUGCAGUGUUGUACUGUUGUGAAAAAUAACAAGCUUGGUUUUUAACUACCAGUUCAUUCAUCUUCUGUACAAGGCUGCCUUGCAGGUAGUCUUUCCCAUUUCAGAAUCAAACGCUCAUCACCAGAUCAACAAGAACAAAUGGCUAAGGCGUCAUCGUGGUAGUCAGCUUGGUGGUGGAGAUGAAAGUGAGCGGGGUUGUAGCUGAUAGGGUGGUGCACGAUGUGAUGACCGCGUGCUUUUGUAAGGAUGAGGGGUAUCCAAGUGCUGCAUUUGCGGUGCUUGAUGACAUUUACAAGAGUUGGUGCAGGGUAAGUGUGGUGAGCUAUACACGUUGGUAAGUUGGUUGCCACAUUGUGCAAGUUGGACCGGUGGUGGGAUGCUGGUGGAUUGGUUGAGGAUAUGCCUAGGUGGAGGAAAUGCAGAAUAAUCUUUGAUAGGAGGUUUGCUGCUCGGGAGUUUCUUGAGGCAGACCAGGUUUUGAAUGAGAUGGUUUUCAAGGGUUUUGCGUUUGCACCACGCAAGGAUGGUGCGAGGCGCUUGCAGUUGCAGGGGAGAUCCAGCAGGAGAAACAAAGUGCACGUGGGCGCGCCGAGACGGCGGCGGUGGAGAUGGCGGCCUGCUCGCUCAGAGGUGGUUUGAUCAGGGGGUCUUUCACCUCGUGGUGCUGUGAUCGUCAUGUGCGGAUCAGCUUCAGGUGGGUGACAAUGAUCGCCCGACUGAAAAACUUAUUAGGAAGCACAUAUGGGAUGCAACAAUGUUUAUGUGACACUAUCCUGUCUGAUACUCAUGAGAACAAAGUGGUGGAAAAGGAUACAUAUCAAGUUGUAUCAUAAUGUCAUCCAAAGUAUGCGAAUAUCGAGUGGUAUCCAUCUUAAGUAUCUGAAUAUUACGUGCUA